AUGAAGUAUAUUGUCGAGCGACAUGGAAAGACAUUAUUGCCGCAAUAUCUGGGAAUGUACCGAUUAACUGUCGACGGAGUCGAGCAUUAUGUAGUCGCCAUAAGGAAUGUGUUUUCGAACCACUUGACAACGCACAAAAAGUUUGAUUUGAAGGGCUCGACAGUGGAUCGAGAAGCGUCCGACAAGGAGAAGGAAAAGGAUCUUCCUACUUAUAAGGAUAAUGAUUUCGUGAAGGAGGGUAUGAAGAUUUACAUUGGAGAAGAGGCCAAAGUUAAGCUAAUAGAAACGUUAACCGCCGAUGUAGAUUUCUUGACGAGAUUACAUUUGAUGGAUUACUCCUUGCUACUUGGCUUGCACGAUUGCGCGCGUGCUGAACAAGAGAGCAGAGAACGUGCGGAGAGGGAGGAUGAUGAGGAUAAUCAUGAAGAGGAAGACGACAGCGAGUCCGGCAGCGGACUAGAAUCUCGAGGUCCAAUGGCAGACCGUUUGUGGGGCUGGAGCGGCGUUGGCCACGCGGUUACCAGCAUGGCAACCCCUCCCGAGUCACCGCACGCCGCGUUGAUGCGCGACACCAGUUUGCAGUACGAGGACGCGAUAAUACCGGAGCUAGAUAUCUACGCAAUUCCUAGUAAAGAAGGUGCUCCAACAAAGGAGAUUUAUUUCCUGGCCAUAAUAGACGUACUCACGCAUUACGGUGUGCGUAAGCAAGCAGCGAAAGCGGCCAAAACCGUCAAGUAUGGUGAUGUCGACGGUAUAUCUACCUGUGAUCCAGAACAAUAUGGCAAACGAUUCAUAGAGUUCAUGAGUAAAGCCAUAGAGUAAAAGGUAUUAUUAAAGAGGAAAAAAAUGAUGAAAUUACGAUGAUAUUAUGUGUACUAUAUUAUGUCGGAAUGAAACUCGAGUUUAUAUCAUGAGAGGGUCGAUAGGGAUCGAUCGUCUCCGUUUAUUUUACUUCUCUUUUUUUGUUGGCCCCAGAUUAUCAUCUCAAAGUAGAGAUUUUCACUUUCACGAUCAAAGUGUGUUGUAACAAAUCGUUUAUUUCGCGAGCGUUUUUUGAGCAAAGCGUGUUUUUCGCGGAAUUGCUUAUUGUUAUCUACGAUCAGCGAGAUAAUCCAUCUCGCUUGACUGUUACUGUAUCCUUAAGGUUCCUGGAUCCUCGUCGCGACUAUGUUAGAUCGUGACGGCAGAGACGACGAGAAAGCACACGUCAAAAAUUCGUAGAUGCCAUUUUUCAGUGAAAAGAUAUUUCGAUUUAUCUUAGAUAAGAUAAAGAUGAUUUCGUUUUAAAUAUAUCUCUAGAUAAAAGAAAAUUAUAUAUGGCGAUUCAUUUGAAUAAUUUCCAGAUAUUUUUAAGAUCGCUUAUGUAAACAGUUAUAAAAACAUUAUAAAAAUAUAUUCAUAUUUUUAUUUGUAAGUUUUUGUCGCUUAAGUUCUACUACUUAAAUCUUUUUAUGUGCUAUAACUCUAACUCAAAUUAUCUGAACAUUAUUUUAGAUAAUUUAGUAAAGAUAACACUUUUUAUUUCAAAACGACAUCUAAGGAUUUUAGCGUAUGUUUCUCGCCUCUGACGCCAUAAUCUGACAUGAUCGAUGAGGAGCCAGGAGCCUUAAUUAGUCUUCACGUCAAUCACAUCAAUUUGAUCGAUUUUUCCAAGUUUUUCUCGUGACAUUUCUCUACAUUCAAGAUAAAAUAAUCGUGCAUAGAAUUAUUACACGUAAUUGUGCAAGAAUUUGCAUCACAGAACGCCUCCUCUUUUCUCUGCCCACUUCUCUCUCUCUCUCUCUCUCUCCCCCCCCUCCUUCCCCCCACCCCCUCCCUCCCCGCUUUUUUUUUACCUGUCGCACAUGAUUCGAAGAAAACGAUAUUAUCCAACAAUUUUGAAUUCGGAUGGAAAAUUAAUUGUAUUGAAGUGAUAAUAAUAUGUAUAGGAAGUUGGGACAGGCAGUCAUUAAAAAGUCGCACCCAUGCUUAUAUCUGUUAUGUGAUAGUCCAUGAUAUCUCAUAAAGAUAUAUUAACAAUUAAUUUUUUUUCGCCGACCGACUAAUGAGCUGUAUUAUUUAUAACAAAUAUCUAGCUUGAUGUUGCAAUAAAUCUCGACCAAGCAGCACUAUUGGCGCUUGCCAAUUAUAGAACUGCCUGGAGGUUUUUGCCUAAUCAUCUUGUCUAAUGAAAUGUAAUUUUAAUAGCUCGAAGCUACAUGAAUGUCUACUGUUUCGCUGAAGUUGUAAUCAUCCAGGUAGCAAACUGACGCCAUUAAAUGUCAUUAAACGUCAAAAUUGCGUCAUUUAACGUCAUUAAACGCCAAAAUGGCAUCAUUCAACGUCAUGAAACGUCAAAAUGACAUCAGCUUGCUACUUGAGCAAUAGUGUGUGUAUGUAUGUACGUGUGUGUGUGUAUGUGUGUGUGUGAAUACACACAUAUGUAUCGUGUAGGUAUACAUCUCCAAAUCAUCACGAAUAAAUGUUACAUUUUGUAGAUAUAGAUUAUUGCAAAUAGAUGAGACGCUUUGAAUAGUCAGUCCGUUGUUACUUUGUAGAAAAAAAAUAUUUACUGGAAAUUAAGCGAUUCGCAUUGAAUAGUAUCUUGCAUGAUACAUAAACUCUCUUUGACAUCUGUUCCGAUAAUUAGAUGAUCAAUAUCAUGACUUAUAUUUCGAAAAAAUAAAUAAAUAAAAUAAUAAAAAUAAAAAUACAUUCAAAUAUUUGAAAAAUACACAAGCACAUCGUAAACUCUUGUACAAUAAAUCAUUUGUGAAAGAUUUCACGUGAAUAUCUUUAGUUUCAUAUUUUCUAUUAUUUGUAAAUUUAUAACUUAAUAAGAAGCGAAGAAUUUUUAAGUAAUAUUUGGUGUGGAAAUUGAGCAAUUUUUAUGUGAAAGAAAAAAGAAAUGCACAAUGCAUAAGACAAUAUUUUUAAAUAAUCUAUUUUGUGUGUAUGCGUGCGUGUAUGUGUGUAUGUAUAAAGUUUGUCAAUUGUACAACGCGCGCGAAAUAAUUAAUUCUCUAGUAAUUAAUAUAUCUAGUCUUGAUAAAAUUGAUAUAUAAUUUUAUUUUAAUACUUUAUCAUUUUUUUUAAAUUAUAUGUGGUGGGUGUGAUAAAUGAAAGGAGGAGGGGAUAUACAUUACUGUAUAUUUUAGAUUUGGAAAAUAGAUUUUUUAUAUGCUUAUUAGUUAUUUCGUCAAAGUAAUGCAGUUAAAACUUGUUACCGACAAGUGAAAUUUGCUAGAUAUGAAUGAAGAAUGUCAAUUAUCAGUACAUUUCUUUUUGGAUGUGACAAAUUCCGAUUCACAUUCAAAUUUAAUUUAUCGGUAUGCAAAAUGUCUGUGCAGCUUUGUUAUAUAUAUAAAAUAAUAUUGCAGUUUCUUUUUAAUUGUUUUUUUUGUUUUCUUUAGUUUAUCAUCUCGACAUGUACAGAAUUCAUAUCUUUCACCUUAUAUAUUAGUAAUAUAAUAUACACGAUUACUUUGGAACAAAAAAGCGUCAAAUGUUAUUCUAUGGCUUGAAAGUAAAACAAAAUAAAUUGUUUAUUUCUAAUAUGUGAAAUAAUUAGCCUUCUAUCUCUGAUAUAUAACAUCGGUUGCAUAAAUUCCAAAGUAUCAAUCAAUCAAUGUGAAAAACAUAAAACUAAAAAAAAUCUCAAGUACAUCUGUUAAAUAAAUAACAAAAAAAAUUAUAAGCAACGAAUUUUGCGAUUUUACAAGUUAUUAUAAUUUUAUAGUACUUAGGGAAGUUUUCGACGAUGUAUAUACAUGAGACUUACGUAGAUGCUAAAUUGUUUUCCAGAUUUAUCUGUCCAUUAUGUCGUUUUGCUGCAACUGGAGAUAUCUGCUUUAGACAUUCUAUAUCGUUAAAUACAAUCUGUGCUCCUCCUCCACACGUUGGCAAUAUAUCAGCCUGCAAUAUACAAGGAUACAAUGUACACUGUAGCUUUAAAUAAAAAAGUGGUGUAGCAAA
Messenger RNA from Nylanderia fulva, 3954 nucleotides. NCBI's taxonomy places the organism in Eukaryota, Metazoa, Arthropoda, Insecta, Hymenoptera, Formicidae. The record is from RefSeq and is a predicted model, not a curated record.